Eucalyptus grandis is the source of this 639-nucleotide messenger RNA. RefSeq names its product secreted RxLR effector protein 161-like. Lineage: Eukaryota; Viridiplantae; Streptophyta; Magnoliopsida; Myrtales; Myrtaceae. The record is from RefSeq and is a predicted model, not a curated record. The transcript has a single exon. The coding region runs from base 1 to 639 and encodes 212 amino acids.
AUGACCAGACCGAACAAAAGUUAUGCUGUGCAGAUACUUAGUCAGUUCAUGCAUAAGCCAAAACAGUCUCACAUGAAUGUCGCGCUGAAGGUCGUGAAGUACUUGAAGAAAUGUCCUAGUCUUGGAAUUCUUCUCUCUAGGAAGUGUGACAUGAAGAUGACUACAUACUGCGACGCAGACUAUGCAACCUAUCUUAUGAGCAGAAGAUCAAUAACUGGUUUUUGUAUCAAAUUGGGGGAUUCUUUGCUUUCUUGGAGAACAAAGAAACAACCAACUGUCUCGUUAUCUUCGGCAGAGGCGGAAUAUCAAGCCAUGGCUAAAACCACAUGUGAAAUAGUGUGGUCGAGAGGGUUACUUCAAGAUCUUGGAGUGCAGGUCAAGGGACCAACAAGAUCAUUCUGCGACAAUGAUGCAGCCCUCAAACUUGCAUCCAACCCUAUCGUGCAUGAGAGAACGAAGCACAUAGAAGUAGACUGUCAUUUCACCCGCGAGAAAAUCCAGGAAGGGAUAGUCGAGACACAAGGGAUUGGAACACAAGAACAACCGGCUGAUGUCUUCACCAAACCUCUGUGUCAAAGACAGCAUGCAUAUCUCUUGAGCAAGCUAGGCAUCUUUAACAUAUACAAGCCACCAGUUUGA